CGUUCCCCUCGCGGUUUGGGAAACAGCAGAGACGCGACAGGUGACUGUGUUCACAAUGUCGGGCAGAAAGCCCCGAUCUGUGGCGAAUCCCCUGGAGUCUGCGAUCACCACACCCAGUGAGAGGAUCCUGAAGGAAUGCCACAGCCUGUAUGUCGACAGCGAAAACGGCCUGGUGAAAAUCGCCAGCAGCCUGGGAGUCCGGCUACUGCCUCCCAGAAAGAAGAUCAUUGUGAUGAUAAUGGGUAACCACUCUGCAGGAAAGAGCUCCUUCAUUAACUGGUACGCCGAAGAGCACAUACAGAAAACAGGUGUGGCCAUUGAAACCCAGGGGUUUACGUUCAUCACAAGUGGUCGCAAAAGAGAAUCUCUGACGGGGAAUGCGACGCUACACCUUUACCCUCACUUUCGACCCCUCCUUGAGUUCAAAGGUGCGUUGGACUACCUCUCAGCUGAGAUCUCCACCUCCAAGCAGAAGAAAUUCAGUCUGGUGACAUUUGUGGACACUCCGGGUUUGGUGGACGGAGACAUGAUCUACCCCUUUGAUGUCAACAGCGCCAUCACCUGGUUGGGAGAACAGGCGGACCUGAUAUUUGUGUUCUUUGACCCGAUGGGCCAAGCGCUGUGCAAACGCACCCUCAACAUUGUGGAGAAGCUCAGUGAAAAAUGUGGGGACAAGCUGUUGUUCUACCUCAGCAAAGCGGACGAGGCCGGGAGGGAAACGGACCGUCAGAGAGUUAUGAUGCAGAUCGUCCAGGAGCUGUGCCGCCGUCCCGGUCUCAAUAAAUGUGGUUUUGAGAUGCCGACAAUAUACAUCCCCAAUCCGGAGAAGCCGAGCAGGUGUGUGAACCAGAUAGACGGGGUCUGCCAGACCAUCGAGAAGACCAUCAACCAGGCCGUUCAGAAGACACUGGAUCAGCUGGAGAGAGACUGUGACCUCAUUUGUUCAACGAUCAACAGCAAACUAGAACAGGACAGGGCUAAUGCGGCUUACAACAAAAGCGUCCGUCUUCACUCGUUCCUCUGCGGUGCUCUGGGAGUUUUCCUCCCUUUCCUCUUCAUCCUCAGUUUCAUCGUGAACACCAUCUCCAAAGAGCAACUGGAAGAGCUCCUGGGUGAAAGUGCGAGUCGGACCAUCACUGUCUUCUCGGGAGUAGUGAUGUAUUUAUGGGACUGGAUACCAGAAGAUGGCCAAGUUGUGUGUGUGAUCAUUUUUGGAGCUUUUUGCUACCUCCUGCUUUUCCUGGCUAAAUAUUUUGCAGGCCAAGGGAAUAAGACUCUGACGAAGAAGGAGAAGAGGAAAAUGGCAGAAUACAGUGAUUAUAUCCAAGAUAUCGUCAAAGCUAAGAAGGGUAAACUCUACGAAUGGUAUCUCCAGCAGUGUGCAGCAGAGUACGACCUCUGACCCCGGGUAAGCCGAAGAUGGUUUAAACGCACAUGUUUUUUUUUUUUGUUUGUUUUUUUGUGAAAGCGUCUCAUCUGUCACAGUGUGUCAUUUGGCGUUUAUAGCGGAAGGAAGCAGGACCUCGAACCCAGUUAAUAACCCUCAAAAUGAACACGAUGCGACCUGCCAACGUUUAUCAUCAUCUCAGCAGCUCAUUUGAGAAGUGCCUUUAGUAUUGAUUACCAGACAAACUGUGAUUGUAUAGUUUUUUUUAAAGGAACAGAAUUCAUACUGUGACUAGAUAUUUUUCAGUUUUUUAGUCGCGCAUACAUACAUCAGAUAUUUUAGAAAGUAAAAGGUGUUUACAAAUUACUUACUUGUUCCCCAUUUUUCUCUGGAGUAACUUGCAGCUGCUUUUACCGGCAAGUACGUUUAUACGAUGUUUUAUAAAGUCUGUCCUCUCGUAGCGCCGUCCUCGCUGCCAUUUUUACCAGAAUGUGUUUUAAUGCCGUCUCUUAGCAAUAACCACAAUAGCCAAUACUGAGAAAACAUCUGGGCAUUGAAGUUGUCUUAUACUUUCACACAGCCAGUAAACCUUGAGGCUCCAAGCUUUCUCUUGCCUCCAAAGACUCUGUAAGACUUGUCUUGUGUGUGUCAGGUGUUUUUUUUGUACGUCAGGUAUUUUAUUGGUGAAUCGUGAGCCGCAGCACAGUCAAGACUGGUGGUUCAAAUACUCCAAUGCAGUACAGUAAAACAUGUGUCAUUGCACUGAUGUGCAUCUCCUAGUUCUGUCAAUGAGCACUGAAUGCUGAGAGUCGUCUGUGUAUAGAUUUUACUUUUAUUGUCAUAUUUUCUCAUCACUCCGUUCUAAGAUGUAUGUGUGUUCAGUAGUUCGAACUGUUGUUGUUUUUUUCCCCCCAAGGAUGCUCUGAUCCAAUACACAUCCAUAUCUGAUACUUAUUGUCAUGAUUGACCACAUUAAUAACUAUUUAUAACUACUGUUAAUAACUGGGUGUCUUUGAUGUCAGCGUGGCCAUAGAUUAGUCUGUAGUGGUCAUGUAUCAGCAGAAGCCCAGAGUUGACGUUGGGAUCAGAGGAGGAAAGUUGGAUCAGUGCAUCCUCGCUUUUUAUCCAGAAUAAUAUAGAAGAACCUUUUACGGGCUGUUUGCAAUACUAUUGUGAACACUUUUAGUUUGUUUGUAUUAGAUGUCUCCCAGGGAAUAUGAGAUCUCAUUUAUACAUUUUGUGAAGCUCAUCAGUUCUGUGUAAUCGUUCCUAAAAUCACUGUUGUGUGUAAACUAGACUGAUCUAUCUAGAAAUGCUGUUCAUUUCAGGCAUCCAAAUUCAAAGAACGAAAUCAGCCAAACUGUGCUCUGUCACUUCUUUUGAAGUUAUUAAACAUUUUCUAAUGA
Molecule: messenger RNA, 2793 nt
Organism: Mugil cephalus (flathead mullet)
Lineage: Eukaryota; Metazoa; Chordata; Actinopteri; Mugiliformes; Mugilidae
Exons: 12
Coding region: 56-1402 (448 amino acids)
Molecular function (GO): GTPase activity
Source: RefSeq, a predicted model, not a curated record